Cajanus cajan (pigeon pea) is the source of this 2574-nucleotide messenger RNA. It is a transcript of the gene NOF1, whose product is annotated as U3 small nucleolar RNA-associated protein. Gene Ontology annotation, molecular function: U3 snoRNA binding; rRNA binding. Gene Ontology annotation, biological process: maturation of SSU-rRNA from tricistronic rRNA transcript (SSU-rRNA, 5.8S rRNA, LSU-rRNA). NCBI's taxonomy places the organism in Eukaryota, Viridiplantae, Streptophyta, Magnoliopsida, Fabales, Fabaceae. Gene Ontology annotation, cellular component: nucleolus; small-subunit processome. The record is from RefSeq and is a predicted model, not a curated record.
GCCAUGAGCUGUGGAACCGGUCAAUUCAAAAGUUCAAAAGAUUACAAGCAGAAGAAGCUCCCUCGCCGCCGCAGAACCCUAAUCCGAGUUCCCUCGCCGUGCCGGAGCACCGUUCCAACGCCGUCGCUGGGAAACCGUUGAAACAAAACUCUAGCGCCAUGAAGACUCCACAAAGUGCGUCUAAAUUGAAAAGGAAAAGGGAAGAAGGUAAAGGUAAGAAAAAAAAGAAAGAAGGCAAUAAGCAGGAAAAAAGGAAAAUUGCAGAUGUCCCUAAAUCUCGUAGCAUGCUGGAGGAUGUCCAUGAUGAAGGGGAAGGGUUUGACAAUGAGUCUCCUAGUAGCAAAGUUACGGAAAGUUUGUGGCAAGAUCCUGAUGACAAUGAUUCUGGAUUAAUAGAAGGUUCUGAAACCGAAGAAGAUGUUGGGUUUCAUUCAGAUGAAGAAGAUAUUGUAAUUAAUGGUCGACUGACUUCUGAAGAUUCAGUGCAGUUGAGUUCUUUUGAUUUACAUUUGCAACAUGAUUUAUCCAAAGAAGAAAUUGACAGUGAAAGGAACAGGAAAUUUAGCUGGGAGACUCCAGCUAUUGGUUUGUCAAAUUGCAAAUGGACAGGAACUGGAGAGAACAUUUUGGAGGAUUUGGAUAUCAAUUCUUGUCAUGGUCUCAAAGCAAAGUUGUCUGAGCAUUGGAUGGAUGUAUACAAGACAUCUGGAGGCAAAGAUAUUAGUUCUCCUAAACAAAAGAUGUUUUUCUCCCUUUGCAGCAGCUACAGGGAUAUACUUUACUGUAACAAGAGGCCUUUCUAUCUCAAAGGGCUUGAAGAUGCAAGCAUCAUGGAUGCAUACAUAAUGCAUUCUCUCAAUCAUGUCUUCAAAACUAGAGACUGUGUGAAAACAAAUGAUGCCAAACUGACCAAGCUUAAAGAGAAUGCUGAUAGUGAUAGAUUUCGAGAUCAGGGCUUUACUCGUCCUAAGGUUUUAAUUUUAUUGCCAUUGUCAAGCAUUGUAUAUCGUGUUGUAAAGAGGCUUAUACAGCUCACACCUUCAGCUUACAAGGUCAAUGUUGAACAUAUGGAUCGUUUUUCAACAAAAUUUGGAAGUGAAGAACAUAAAGGUGAUAUAGAAAAUGGCGAAGAGUCUGAAAAUGCAAAACCUCACAAUUCUUCCAAGCCGUCUGACUUUCAAAUACUUUUUGGUGGCAAUAAUGAGGAUGACUUUAUGAUUGGCAUCAAAUUUACUAGGAAGACAAUCAAGUUGUUCAGUGAUUUCCAUACCUCAGACAUUAUUAUUGCCUCAGCACUUUGCUUGGUUAAUAAAAUUGAGGAGGCUGGGAGUAAUAAGGAAAAAGAUGUAGAUUUUCUUUCGUCCAUCGAGGUUCUGAUUAUUGAUCAUGCAGAUGUAAUAGCAAUGCAGAAUUGGUCUCAUGUGCAUACAGUUAUUGAACACUUGAACCGCCUGCCAUCUAAGCAGCCAGGAACAGAUGUAAUGCGCAUUAGACCAUGGUAUCUUGAUGAUCAUGCCAGAUUUUACAGGCAAACAAUAAUACUGGGUUUUUAUUCAAAUCCAGAUAUAAAUGCUUCAUUCAAUCAUCAGUGCAUUAAUUAUGAAGGGAAGGUGAAACUGAUCUGUGAAUAUAAAGGUGUCUUGCACAAAGUGCUACCUGACAUACGACAAAUUUAUGAACGAUUUAGUGUAGACUCAAUAGUAGAAGCUGAUGAUGCCCGUUUUGAUUAUUUUGUUAAGAAGGUUUUCCCCAGAAUAAAAGAUUUAGAUCAGGGAGGGACUAUGUUAUUUACCAAUUCUUACUUUGAAUUUAUUCGAAUCCGAAAUUUUUUAAAGUCACAGAAUGCCUCCUUUUGUCUGCUUGGGGAGUAUACAACACAAAGUGAUAUUUCUCGUGCACGUCUUUGGUUUUACGAAGGCAAAAGAAAAAUUAUGCUUUACACGGAAAGGUCUCAUUUUUACCACAGAUAUAAGAUUCGUGGGGUUCAGAAUUUAAUCAUUUAUUCUCUCCCAGAGAGGAAGGAAUUUUACCCUGAGAUUGUGAAUAUGCUUGAUGGGUCUGACAAUAUGACAUGCACGGUCCUUUUUUCCUUCCUUGACAAGCUUCGGCUGGAAAGAAUUGUUGGAACUACUCCAGCCAAAAGAAUGGUGGCCGCGGACAAAGGUGUUUUUGUUUUCUGCCAUUAGAAUUCUGCCAUGCGAAUUAACUUGGGUCCGUCGUGGUGGCAUCGUUCCCUUAGUCCCCAAGAGGCUCUUGAAAAUGAUUUUGACGCAAAGAUGAGUCAAAAAUAGUUUUUCCAAGGAUGCUUGGAGGAAAAUUUUGUUUGGGUUUCAAUUUAAUGAUAGCAGACAUUGUAAAAUAGUAGAAGGAAUUACAAUUUAUAACUGCUAGGUGCUAGCAUUAAUUCUGAUAAUAGUUUUAUUUUUUUUCGUAAAAUAUAUUGAAUAAUACCAAAUGUAACGGAAGUCACGUUUUAUUUGGUACGAUCGAACCUUGGGACUUGGCGAAGCAUUGUGAGCAACGCAAUCCCAUCCAUCUGCCAUUGAUAAUCUUGCCCUUCCAUGAUGAUCGUUA